Molecule: messenger RNA, 626 nt
Organism: Aspergillus aculeatinus CBS 121060
Lineage: Eukaryota; Fungi; Ascomycota; Eurotiomycetes; Eurotiales; Aspergillaceae
Exons: 2
Coding region: 90-455 (121 amino acids)
Source: RefSeq, a predicted model, not a curated record
CAGCACUGUAGUUAUUGUAGCAUCAUAUACCCAAGUACCUACUAUGCUGCCGAAUUCAACCUGUCAGGUCUGACUCAAUUGCAAUUCUUAUGAUGGUUGUGGACCAAUCAUACACUGUCGUUGUAAGCUGGUUCUUUCCUUUUUUUUUUCUUUUUUUUUUUUGCAUGUUCGUCUUCCAUGCUUGUUCUCGGCUCCGAAAGCCUGCUGGAAUUCAUGCAAUGCUUCCGUACCGUAUGAAAGUCAACUUCCGCCCCAACACUCACCCAAAAAAACAAAAAAAGAAAGUAAGAGAGAAGGGCGGGGGGAAAGGCUCAGUUCAAAGUCCCUUCCCAUUUCUCAGCUACAAUAAUACUUUGGUAACCUUCCGGUUGUCGUCGCUACAUACUAAGUAUCGCCAACCUUUCCGUCACCCCCCCCCUCUCUCCUCCCAUCCUAACUCCCAGGCGUUCAAAUAAUAUUCUUUACAAUCGUAUUAGUGUAUUUUCUCUGGAAUUUAAUUGUUGAUCGCUUCGAUUCUCAUCCACUUUCUUUGGCACAUAUCUGGAUCGAGUUAGGAUUGAACCAACCUAUAUUAUCACUUUAAUGAUAUUCAUCUUCCUUCCGUUGCCCUAACUCCGACCUACACU